AAUUGUGUCGUUGUCCUGUCACAAAACUCGUAAAUUCUCGCCAAAGUGUUUGAAACGUCAAAAAUUGAUGAAAGUUUACGAUUUUCUCCACUCUCUUUUAUACAGAAUUGUGCAGAUGUGAUAUUUUCGGUGUGUACAAAUUAUUUAACGAGUGAAGUGUUUUAUUUGCGUAAAAUGGGCAAGCCGGAGUUUAAGUCGCCUCGGCUGAGGAGCGCCCCAAUCAGGUCGCGUCUUUUGGGCAAGAAGGGCCCCACAGUGCGGUCUUCGGCCAACAUCCGGGUCGUGGUGCGCGUCCGGCCGCCGAACCACAAAGAACAGGGCGAUAACAGCAGAGAUGUUGUGAAGAUUGUCGACGAUCAGGUGUUGAUUUUCGACCCGAAAUGCCAGUCGCAGGCGUUUUUCUACCACGGGGUCGAGCAGAAGGGGCGCGAUUUGUUGCGCAAAGCCAAUAAAGACAUGCAGUUUAUGUUCGAUAGGGUUUUCGGGUUCGAGUCGACCAAUUGCGAGGUGUUUGAAAACACGACAAAGGGGCUCAUCCAGAGCCUGAUGGAUGGGUACAACUGUUCGGUGUUUGCCUAUGGGGCCACAGGGGCUGGGAAAACGCACACCAUGAUUGGCCAGACGGACAAUCCUGGCAUCACCUACCUAACGAUGGCUGAGCUGUUCAAAGCCAAGCAGGAUUUGCAGGAGGAGCGCAAGUUCGAGCUGGGCAUUUCGUACAUUGAGGUUUACAACGAACUGGUGCAGGAUCUGUUGAACCCGGGGGCCCCCUUGCAGUUGCGGGAUGACGGGCGCUAUGGGGUCAUGGUGGCUGGGAUUAAAGUCCACAAAAUCGAUAAUCCGGACGAACUUUUCACACUGUUAGCAAAAGGGAACGGUAAUCGGACCCAGCACCCCACUGACGCCAACGCGGAGAGCUCCAGGUCGCACGCAGUCUUUCAAGUUUACAUCCAGAUGGAGAUUAAGGCCACGCGCGAAGUCAGGGCGGCCAAACUCAGCAUGAUUGAUUUAGCUGGGAGUGAGCGGGGCUCCGCCACCGGAUAUGGGGGCGCGAGGUUUGCCGAAGGCGCCAAUAUAAACAAGUCGCUGCUUGCGCUUGGCAACUGUAUUAAUAGUCUUGCCGAUGGCCAAAAAUAUAUCCCGUAUAGAGACUCGAAAUUAACCAGAUUACUCAAAGACAGUCUAGGGGGCAAUUGCCAGACUGUUAUGGUGGCGAAUGUGUCUCCAUCGUCGCUCUGUUACGACGAUACUUACAAUACUUUGAAAUAUGCCACAAGGGCGAAGAAAAUCAAGUCCGAUGUUAAGAAAAAUGUGGUCAAUGUCGAAUUGCAUGCGGGAGAAUAUGUGAAAAUUGUUGAAGAUUUGAAAAAGGAGUUGGAGAGGGUUAAGGCACAGCUUAGGGAGAAAGUCACUGAAAAUAAGGUUGACGGGAAGGUGGCUCUUGAAUUUGGGAAACUGAUUGAAAGUAGAAAGAAGUUGCUGAAUAGGAUGUACCAUGUGGAGUGUUCAGAAACGACCACCGUUUUGAGGAGACAGUUGAAAGAAGACGCUGAUUCGCGACUGAGCGGUUUAUUGAAUGAAACACCCGAAAAAGAGGAAGCUCACCGCAGACUCGGCAAUAUGGUUGGUCGCUUCCACCGCCAAGAAGACAGCCUUCGCGCCGAAUUGGACGAAAUAACCAAAUCGAAAAUCGAGUUGGAAAACAAAACCAUCGACUUGGUCCUCCAACACCCCGAACUCGAGAAAAAGUCCGAACUGUGCGAGGAGAAAAUCGGCAAAAUGGAAUUGCAAUACCAAGUCAACCUGUUGCAAAAACGGUGCAGCAUCCUGGAAGAAGAGCUGCGUUCGCGGGCCAACCUCCUGGAGAUGAGCUGCAAGAUGCUGCAGAGUUGCUACAUGCAGUUGCGAGGGCACGGCUUUGCCACCGACACCCUCUGUCAGGAGUACCAGAAUUUGGUGAACCACGUCCAAGGCAGGAGGAACAUCAGCUGGGACAGCCCCCUCGACUCGGGGGUGAGCUCCACGUCCAGCGGCACCUCCAUCGACGGGGAGGGCGACGCCAGAGCCCCCAGGAAAAGGGCCAACGACGAGAAUGUCAACGGGAUGAACAGCACCUUUGUCAUGGAAGCCCCCAAGCCCAAAGUGAAAGUGUGUGCCGAAGAACUGAUGGCUAAAGUGUACAAAUCGCCAAAUACUAAACCGAAAAAGGAGGGCAUGAAGGACAGGAGGGCCGUAGCGGCCAAACGCCCCUUAACUCCAGUUGAUUUCAGUGCUGCGCAAGAAACAACUGACUAAAUCCGAAGCGUUAAAAAAACGUCCUGCGUUCAGGACUUGAGGCUUUUAUUCAUGUUGAAGUUUUUAUAUUUUAAUUUUUAUACUAAAUAUUUUAUUUUGUUAGAAUUAAACCAUAAUUUUGUACAUGGAUGCGAUAAAAAAUUAAAAUUAGAAUAAUCGAUUGUUGAGGUGCGUGAAAUAGUUUAUAGCUCGUGCUACAGUAUUUUCCACUGUGUUGUCCUCAAACUGUUCGCGGGCAAACACUACCGGCGUGAGUCUCGCACGUGCAAUCACAAUUAACAAGAUCACAAUUAUUAUCGAAAAGAUCACUGCACUAGCCAGGAACACCAGCGGCAUGAGGAAGUAGUGAGGCAUCGCAGGAGGCCCCGAAUGCGUCUCGAUGAUCUCACAGUGGUGGUGAUGCGGAUGUCCUAUGGCCAUUAUUUAUUCGACUUAUUUAAACACUAGUUAGAUGCAUUGACUGACUCUUGUAUUCUAAUGUAAAAUAAACAAUCUACCCAUUUU
This is a messenger RNA of Tribolium castaneum (red flour beetle), 2799 nucleotides long. Its product is annotated as kinesin 8A. NCBI's taxonomy places the organism in Eukaryota, Metazoa, Arthropoda, Insecta, Coleoptera, Tenebrionidae. The record is from RefSeq and is a predicted model, not a curated record. Gene Ontology annotation, biological process: microtubule-based movement. Gene Ontology annotation, molecular function: microtubule binding; ATP binding; microtubule motor activity. Bases 175 to 2295 code for a protein of 706 amino acids. The transcript has 6 exons.